UAUAUUUUUUCACAACAUUGUUUUCAAUAAUAAUGCAAGAGGACGAGAGACAAAAAGUCAUAGACCGCAAUUUGCCGCAUUUGGUAUGUGUGCUGCUAGGGACUCCCAUCGAUGACAAAAAAAAUGGCAAUGGCCAAGUUUUGGUGGACCCAGCCAUCUUCCAUAAAUGCCUAACUUAUGCCAGGUGCCACAUAGCGGAUCCUAAUGUUGUGGACUGCGAUCCGGAUGAGGUGUGGGAUACUUUGAACCACUUUCUGAUGCGCUUUUGCAUCGAAAAUCUAUCUGAGUUCGGGGAUACAUUUAAUCAGCUGGCCAAUGUGGUACUGAAUCAUCCAAUCUGUAUGAACCACAAGCAGCGAAACAUCCACUGGCGACUUCUAGACUUCGUGCUCUCUGUGAACUACAAGGCCUUUGUUUCAAUCCGUCGCAACUUACCGGAGAUGGAGCAGAAGCGAAGGAACAUCCUGGAGGCUCUAAAAAUGACCACCGAAAGUUCGCAGGUCGAUCCCAAAGUUACAAAUAAUACUAAAUCUAUAGCUUAUUCUGAAUCAGUUCGGGUUACCCACAAGAAAAGGCAAAAGCCAAAGAGUCCCAGAAAAAAACUUACUCCAGAUCAGAUCCAGCGCCUCUGUGAUGAAAUAAGAGAUCUAACUUCCGCGAAACAUAGUUCCUCGGAAACUUUACGACCAGAGAUACCAAUGGAACCAUCUAAGCCACAGAUACCAAUGGAACCAUCUAAGCCACGGAUACCAAUGGAACCAUCUAAGCCACAGAUACCAAUGGAACCAUCUAAGCCACAGAUACCAAUGGAACCAUCUAAGCCACAGAUACCAAUGGAACCAUCUAAGCCACAGAUACCAAUGGAACCAUCUAAGCCACAGAUACCAAUGGUACCAUCUAAGCCACUGGACACCUCGGACUACAACUACUCUAUGGAACUAGGCAAAGUGGCAGUAAAAGAAAAUUUUAACAUUAAAGGGGCCAAGAUGGAGCUGGAACUGAAUGUUAUUCAGAACAAGCCCUCCGCAAAGAAACCCGCAUUAGUAGACUUUUUUAAAAACGGAAAUGACAUGCUAUACCGGAUUCAGACGAACUGGUGGCAGGUGGAUAUCAGUGUGUACAAUCAGCCCCAAAUUUUAGCCAGCAAUUUCUGCCAAGGAUAUGCAGACAUUUUGAUAUUUCAGCUUUGUGAAAGCCAAGCCUCGAUACGAAAGAUAAGUGAGGAGCACCAGCUUUUAAGAGAACUAAUUAUACUUUUCUUUGCAUCCGCAAAUUGUAGAAGCUUCAAAAUAUUGAAUGACAAUUGGAAAUUUAGGGCUGAUGCGCCUCUCACCUGUGCGCUUAAACAAUUAAAAGAAGGUCGUCACCUGGGCGAGAUUAUAAGCUCUCUGAAACAAAUGCGCCAUCUAAGGGAAUUGAUUGAAACGUAUGCGGUGAAGGGAAUAAGGUACGAUCGCUUGAAGACCCUUACUUGUUUCAGUGUAGCAGUGCGACAACUUCUUCGACCUGUAAUCGAGUUCCUGGUUCAUUUCGAGAGGCGUUUAACAAGGGGUCUUGAAACUGCCACCCUGCAGCACUUUAUAGAGACAUCAAGAGGUCAUUUAGAAAAGAUCAAGUUGCUGUAUGAGCUUUCCCAGAAUAAAAACCAAAAACUACAUUCUAUGAAAAGCUUUAGAACUUUGGAUACCCUUUUUACCAGGAGUUCCCAGAAAACUCAACCCAAAUUGCUGCGAUCCUUGAGCGCAUCCUUACUUCUGCACACCUUGCGGGCCUAUUGUAAGUUUCUGGAUAGCUGGUGGUCUACGGGAGACUUUGCAGACUGUCACAAAGAGUUUCCUUUCGAAAAGAUUGUGACCGAUGAACAAACAGAGUACGUCUUAAGAAAAUUAUUGAUGCAAACGGAACAUGAAAACUGUGAAUUGUUUCGUAUUAUUCAGCGGCAUGUCCUUGAAUCCAGUGAUGCAGUUGCCAUUCUCUACGAUUCCCGAAAAAUAAGUGACUUCAACACUCUGCAUGGCAUAGAGCCAGGGAUACCUCUACACAAUUCAUUAAUAGUCGCGGUCAUAAGGGAAAUAGCGCCUUAUCAGAUUCACUCAAUAGAGGCCAGUCACUAUGUUCCAGACAUCCUGCAGCAGCUGCAGUCUUCUGAUCACGAUGCAAUACGUCGCUUGUUUUACUCCUUUCACAUGGAAACUCGACCAGAUCCGAGAAAGCCAGCGGGUCAUUCGAUCAACGAGUUGCUGAGGAACUUCCUCACCUGUGCUGACUACACUCCCAUUACUGAAAUCAUUAGCCAGGAGCUUCAAAGGUUACUGAAUCGAAGGACUAGAUUGGUUAACUCCUAUAUCUCUGGCCUGUUGCAGGAGUUUCAAGGAUACAAAGUAGUAAGACACUUAAGAUCAGUUUUUCUACUCUGGAGCUAUGACCACUUUCAAAGUGAGUUUGAGUUGUUCUUCGAGUUUCUCAGAAGGAAUCAACUGGUAGAGGCCACUGACAAAUUGAAGCACAUCGUGGUAUUCCAAGAUUACACCCUGGGUCAUAUGUUUCAGGUUCGCUUGACGGAAGCCCAUCCUGAAUUUAUCUUCCUCAGGGUCAGGAAUGAUUCCCUAUUGAACCGUAUUAUCAGCCAGAAGCAAAUAGAGACGAUGAAUUCCUGCUUCCGUCUUCUUUUAAAUCUAAACUUCUUGCACUAUCGGAUAACUCAUUUGCCGCCCUUCCAAUACUGCAAGUAUGAGCGAUUGUUCAAAGCGCUGAGAUCCAUCCAGACUUCCCUCAUCUCCGCCCUCGAGGAGCAGCUAUCGCAUCCGUGUAAACUCUUUCGGAAAAUGCAGGAUCUUGAUUCAUAUAACUCUGAAUUGGAUGAAUUCACUUCCUUGACUCAACUUAGACGGAAUCAGGAAUUAUUUGGGUUGCACAUUCAAAAGUAUUUGCUGGAGGAGCAAUUCGCUUGCAGCCUGCCCGAGAUCCUUACACUGAGCAGAGUGUUUUGCCUUCGAUGGGAAACAGCCAGAGCUCUUAUAGACGAAUAUCGCAACCAGAAGGCCACUAGCACAUUUGGGCGAAAGUACAAAUUGUUGCGUUUAAACUACCUGGUGGAAACAGUGAAGAAAUGCAAGGCGAUUGGCUGUUUGCUCGGUCAUAUUUAAUAUUUAUCGUUCACUGCAAGUCUGUUCAGUUGUUUUUAUUGAAUGAAAACUAAGUACUUGUAUUUUUCAUAAAUUUUUUAAUUUUUUUAAUA
Messenger RNA from Drosophila sechellia, 3238 nucleotides. RefSeq names its product testis-specific gamma-tubulin ring protein 128 (gene t-Grip128). The record is from RefSeq and is a predicted model, not a curated record. Bases 33 to 3146 code for a protein of 1037 amino acids. NCBI's taxonomy places the organism in Eukaryota, Metazoa, Arthropoda, Insecta, Diptera, Drosophilidae. The transcript has a single exon.